CAAAUCACAAGUAAUUCACCUGAACGUCUUGAUUGAACGGCAGCGCAUUUGUAUGUAGGAAGGUCGAUUUUGAUUCGCCAGGUGGUAGGACUGCAUGCCGGAUUGUCUUGAUGCGUUAACGGAAGUAUAUGCUACUGUCUUACAGCGCCAUGGUCGACCAUCUACUGUAUCCUCGUAUGUUAUUGAGUAAGACCAAUUUAUGAACCCUCUUCACCUGCGCCGAUGCCGGGAACGUUUGCCGUUUUUAGCCAUGACAGCCAUGGCAUCGCAGCUCCCUAGCGCAGGUCGGCUUCACACGCUUUCUUGCGGGCAGAUACACUCACGACCACAACACCGCAAUGUCAGCACCUAUGCUCUCGAGGACGGCGAUACCGCGAUUCUUGCUACCUCAAAGCUCACGGACGAGCACGACAGUUUUCAGGCCUUCGACACAAAAUGUAUUUGAAGCCCGGCGGCACCGAUCCUCAGCAGCUCCUGAACGAUGCGCCACACGAUCUGUGAUCACAGCUCUGCAGCGACAACGUAUGCUACAGUCGCAGAAGCAGGCUACCCAAUUUGCUUCCAGCUAUGCCUCUGCGCUCGUGUCCCGUCGCAAUUUCAGUGCCAGUAGCCCUCGAUUCAAGGACCAUCACUUCGAUACACUCAAGUUCGUUCAACGUCUGAAGGAGGAGGGAUUUACAGACGAGCAAGCGGAAGGCAUGAUGAGAGUACUGGGAGAUGUUAUAGAGGAGAGCAUACAAAACCUCACGCGCACUAUGGUCCUUCGCGAGGACCAAGAAAAAGCCACCUAUACGCAGAAAGUCGACUUCGCAAAGCUACGAUCGGAGCUCAUGACGGCCGACUCGACGGAGUCCUCACUGACGCGCGCAUCGCACGAACGAUUGACAAACGAGCUGGCUAAGCUCAACUCACGGUUGCGAGACGAGAUUCAAAGGACGCAGGCAUCUGUGCGGUUAGAUCUGAACCUCGAGAAGGGUCGCAUCCGAGAGGAGGCAAAUGUGCAGGAGCUCAAGCUGAAGGAGACCGAGACCAGGAUCGAGCAGGAGACUGCGCAAUUGCGCGAAAGACUCGAGGCAGUCAAGUUCUCCACAUUGCAGUGGCUAAUGGGUGUUUGCACGGGUACCGCAGCGCUUAUGCUCGGUGUUUGGCGUUUGCUGAUGUGAAGCAACUGGUCCUUGAAACACGUCGAGACGAAGGCAUGGACGGAUUACAGGAGACGUGCGUACUGUGUAGGGCUGUCUCAGACGAUCGGG
Molecule: messenger RNA, 1253 nt
Organism: Boeremia exigua
Lineage: Eukaryota; Fungi; Ascomycota; Dothideomycetes; Pleosporales; Didymellaceae
Exons: 3
Coding region: 339-1163 (274 amino acids)
Cellular component (GO): mitochondrion
Source: RefSeq, a predicted model, not a curated record